AUGAAUUCGUCGAGCAUUAGCUCAGCAGUGCCGACGAUUAAAUGUGAGGAUACCUCCCCAUCGCCGACUGGUCCUGUGGGAACGGACGGAGAGUCAGGGGCGUACCUUAGUGUGAACGUGAAUCUAAGUGCUGCCAUGAUGAACCUUCUAGCCGCAGAAAGCGUCGCUACCACCACCCUACGGACUCCAGAAAUUGUGAACGACGUCAUAACCAUGACAAAUCCUUUGGAUCAGUACAACUACGACAAGAAUGCUAGUUUUAAGAAUGGAAGCGGGAACGACUCUAACUCAUCGAUGUCAAACAGCUCGUCAGCUACCUCACCAGCGUCGGGUACUCCGCCCAGCAUACAAAAGACGUGCUCGGAAUUAAUAAAGGCCGGUUUGAAGUUGACCAUAGAGUCGAAGAGGAAGAUGUCGGGUAGCGACACCGACGGCGGAAUCAAACGGAUGAAGAAAGAGGAAAGUGAUGAUGACUACGACAGUAGUCAUACGCAGGCACCUAAAAGUGAGCUUACACCAGAAGACGAAGAGCGCAGACGGCGGCGACGUGAAAGAAACAAGAUAGCAGCAACCAAGUGCAGAAUGAAGAAAAGAGAGCGAACUGUCAACUUGGUGAAUGAGAGUGAGAUACUAGAGAACCAGAAUAUUGACCUUAAAGCGCAACUAAAGGAUCUGGAAGUCCAAAAGCGGCAGCUGAUCGACAUGCUUUCCGUCCACUCGGCCUCGUGCGUCAAAAACAACACUUGCAACGCGAGAACAUCGCCCACCACGCCGUACAACAUGCUCCGAGCGUACGAACCGCCGUCAACAUUCCCAGCUAACUACGACACUCACUCGCCGUACAUCCGGCCAGAGUCGGCGAACAUUCUCGCAUCCAGCUACACGUGCGCCACUUCCAUCAACGGAGACUCUCCGGACACGAUAUCCCUCGACGCAACGUAUAUGACCCCCCAAACUAUAGAAUUAGACUACAACAGACCGGACAGCGUCCUCAGUCUCCCUCCAAACUCCGACUCGUGUUACAUAACAACAGAUGGCUACCUCCCUAAAGCCACGACAAUUCUGGGCCACAUAGAACCUGAAACGGAAUACUAUGAAGCCGAUUUAAAUUAUGUUGCGACGACGCCGCAAUGCCACAACUACCCUGUAAAUCUCCAGGAUUCUCAAAGUAAGCUCGGCACUAGCCUUAACGACGGGUGUCUCGUUUAACGACUCGCUAACUUCUCACAUGAUUGGGGUCCAAAAUUAUUUUCACAUUGUAUACGUAUGUAACUAGAACUUGGAAUUUUAUUGGCUAAUUAUAAUUCGUGCAUAUGGAAAUGUUAUUAAAAAGACCUAAAGUUAGUUAUUUUCGAUUAAAAGCACUUUCUUGAUUUAUCACGUCGUCGGGAAGGUAUUAUUUCGAAACGAAAUCGUAUGUCUACUGUGUAGAACAACAGCGUAGAUUAGUAUGGAGGUUGUAUCAUUAAGGUGCAUUUUGGAAAUAUGCGACAAAGACAACAAAGACACUUUGGUACAGAGAAUGAGCAGUCGAUAUUAUUGUGUCUUUCUUUGAUGUCGUUUAUGAAAACGUACCUUAUUUUAAUACAUUGCAAAUGAAAAAAUAAUAGGUAAACUUAUAGUCGCCGCAAUGCGGCCUUACGAUGUCACAUCAUGUUAAUUUAUUUGUUUUUAAUGUUUCAAGUGUUGUGAAAUAAUAAGAUUCACCAUUACCGCGUAACAAAGGGACUGUGAAACAGUUAAUAGAUAGGUAGGUACGUAUAUUUUUCGAUUUUAGUUUAACUCUAACAUAACAGCAUUCAUUAUUUUUGUAAGUCCUUUAAUUUUGCUUUGAUCUGUACAAAAUAUUUAUCUUUAUUUUAGAUCUGAUUUAUUUAAGCGAUGGUGCAAUUGUUAUAUAUAUAUAUAUUGUAAAUAACUGAUAGCUACAAGUGUCUAGUCUCUAUUUACUACGCCAAAAUUAAAAUACAACAAGCAUCACAUAAUGAAAUUUAACUUCCAGUACAAUACAAACAGAUACCUCCUGUUGAAAUUCCGUAUAUUUUAUUAAACAGAGAAAUAUAUUAUCAAAGAUUAUAAAUGGGAUAUAGAUAUUCCAUAAAUGUUGUUCGCUAAGGCCUAGAUAUAAGACGCUUUAACUCAGAAUAAGUCGUGAUAAUGUUACUUGUUACGGAUAGGUUACUUAAGUAUAGAAAUAAUGCAUAUUCAGCUUAUGUACCUACUAAUAAUAAUAUUAUCCAAAUAACACUAAGUGUUUGAACAUAAAACACCACAGAAAGUGCCUGUUUCAAAUUCCAAUAUACGAAAUAAUAUUUAGGUACGUGUAAGAUAUACUUGAAUAAUUGUUUCCAUUUUAAAUAUUUGAACUAAAAUAUUUUAUAUUACACAACAUUGAAAUCUAUGAAAUGUGCUAAAAGCUAUAAAACUAUAAAGUGCCUUGUGAAAAUAAUCCUUAAUAAUUGUUAUCAUAAAAGUCAUUUACUUGUACUAAUACGGUUAUACAAAAAUCCUUAUCUAAUCUUUUUAUUAAGGGAAUCAGUCCGCGUAGGCGAAAAAAGUCUGGCUCUUUGGAGUUGCUUAGAGUUCCCUUUUUCUAGGGGCUUAAUUGUAACUUAAGGCACAACCUUCAAUCUAAAAGCUACACCUAAAAGCUUAAACACCUUGAACACUAUCCUGUAGUACUGGAUAGGUUUCAGGCCACCUGUCGCAUUCAUUUAGUUUAAAUCACAUACUUAACUCUUUAAAAGUGAAGUUUUCAAUAAACACUAUGGUAGACCAUCCCGUAUUAGGGUGAGAUUGGUAAGUUUGUAAUCGUAGUUAGUAGUGAUUUUCGAGUAUCGAAACUGUAGUCACAAGUAAAAUGGAAUUUAUCUACUACUCUUUUAAAGUGCAAGUUUCUACAGCCCGAGCUCUUGGUUAAGCGUUUGUUAAAUAAAAUCAAUAUCACAUAAUUUGCAACUCCAAAACAAAUGCCAUAAGGUCCGUUUUAAUUUUACUUCAUAGUGUUUCCAUCCUCGAAAAUGACUUGACGGUUGCGAGGUUAAUGUAGGAUUUCUGUUUAACCGAAUUAAAUCACGAUACGCUGAAAUCGUUCUAUAUUCAGGACAUUGUACUAAGAGAAUGUAUUAGACAACAGAUAUUUUCUGAAACAGUGCCUUUUACUACCAGUGAAACUAGUCUUACGGCUGCCCAACGUAUGCGGCAUAACGUCAAAGACGCAGCCAGUCGCGCGAGCAUUUAUUUUUAUAUUUUUGAUGUGAUAGAAUGCACAAAGAUUUUUGGCUUUACACACGGGUAUUUUUAGUCGGUGUGUGUCCAACAAUUUUCAAAUACAUCAGGUUCCUUGGUUCUGAGCUCCUAUAACGAGGAGGAGUCCCGAUGAGUUCAAAGGAAAUGUAGACUUAAUUUAUCAGAUACCGCGUGAGUAAAACUGACUUAUUUAUGGAAUAUGAAUACCAAUCAUGAUAAUUCAAAUCGUGAUAAAGUACCUUCAAAAUUGUAAAUAAAAGAAAUAUAGUAUUUUGAUAUUCAUACUACGCUUCUGUUCGGCAAGAAUACCUAAAUGUAAUGGCACAAGUGCGCUAAGUUGGGCAUUAUAGUCGAAGCACAAUUUUAAGCCCGAGCCAUAGGUAGGGCGCUGCCGCGAAUUUAAUAACCAAUCCUCACGUGUACCUACACUAAAAUACAACAACUGUAAAACCACAGCAGCGGAAUAAAAUGAUCCAUAAGUAUUUUUAUUAUCUUUAUAGUUAAGUAUUCUAUUCUAGUUUUUCGACUUAAUUCUAUUUUUGUUAAAAACCUUUUUAUAGAUAUUACAUAAUAUAAAAUAUUGCACGUUAUUAAUUUGUGUGAAUGGAACAUUUUUGAAUGUUUCGCAUUUUCCAACGAAAAUGAAUGUAUGGAGAUAUCGUCAUUGUAAUCUUACAAUUAAGAUUAACUCUGGACGAUAUUGUUAAAACAGUUGUGAAUUUUAUUUAUUUACAGAAGCGAUUUUUAAUAAAAUAGUAUGUCACAUAAUGUUACCUAUCUUGAGAAGAAUAAUUAAUGUUGUUUUUAUAUUAUAAUCUGUUUGACAAGUGCCUAAGAAAAGAUAUUUUAUUUCUAUAGUAUAAAUUAUCUUACUUUUCUUAUUUUCUGAAAAAUCUUUCAUUACUGAUCAGAAAAAUAGUAAAAACUAAUGCAGAUGGAUUGUUGAUCGCAGUAGAUGAUAGUAGUAGCACAGAUGACGCUGCUACUCACCGUCACGUCCCCCCCAAGAAGUGGAGUACUAAGCUACUGAACACAAAUAGGAAAAUAUUAUCUCAAAGUCUUUGUUGAUAGACUGUGGACUAAUAUUGUCUUUGCAAUCCGGCAGACUAACAAAAUAUGAGACUAUGAAAUAUGGUGAAGCCAUGUAAAUAAAAAAUAAAAUUAAAAUCAAUUAUUUUUCAAUGAUUGUUACCCAUUUUAGUUCUAACAAAAGUGUUCAUAAAAUAACACUAUAACUUUUGUAAUUAUUUAUAUAUUUUUAUAACCAUUUAUAUCUUAAAUGACUAGUUAUUUAUUGUAUUAUGUAAGAAAUUAUUGCAAUUUAUUAUUUACUGGAUUUUUUAUAUUCAUGCCCAUACAAAAUCAUAUAUUUUCAUGAAAAAUACAAUACAAAUACAAUAAUUAUGUUACAUAAAAUAUUUAUUAAUAAAAACGCUUUGAAAGACUUGCGCACAAUUUACAAACUAAACUAUAAAUCCAAAAGUCCGCGUGUGCUUUUUUUCGUACAUUUUCUAUAAUCUAAGAGGUUUUUUAAAUAAAUUCGUUCAUAUGGGGCAGAAAGAUGGCACUUUGGGAUCAUGAUUAGGUUGUACAACACCGAACUCUAAACUAAACUGACAGGCCGUUUAUUGGUGUUCUUUUCCACAGGGAUAAAACAAACUACAACCGAAUUAUCACUAUUUCAGUUUGAGCACUAGAUUUGCGCAGGUCAAGUCCUUGUGUAUUUAGCUCCUAAAAAUGGCCAAUUGUGCUAAUAAUAAUUAGGUUGUGAACAAAAUCACUAAAUUGCAAGGUGAGAAAGUAGUACUAGCCCUUUUUCAGAAGAAACAUUGUAAUGAGAAUAAUACUAUUUUCAGACCUGUCAAUUUAGUUAAGCAAAUUUUGUGUAAUUUGUUUAGAAACACGCUUUUAUUUGAUUUCAAUAGCUUACACAAUAGAUAGACUGCUACUUAAAAAAAAAAAAAAACAUCUGAAAUGUAGUACAAACUACUUAAAAGGAGCUUAUUUGGUUUUACCAAAAUUUGGAACUAAAUUGACAGCUCAAGUUUUGUACUGUCAGUUAAGUUUAGAAUGUAUGUACAAUCUCAUUGCUAAGCUAAUCCUAUAUUUAAUAAGAUGAGCUGCUAAAAAGCUUUUCCAGCACUUAUUUUACAAGCAAAUUCAAUGUUACAUUUGGUUGUCUGAUGUGCAAUCAGAAUCGAUGUUUUAUAGCCGAUGUACGAAAAGAAACACAAUUGGAUUUUUGUUGCGGAAUUUUGAGGAUUUUAAACCCAUUGAAGUUGGUGUUGUAAAAUUUUAUUCUAAUAUAAAUAAUAUUGUAUUGUCUAAGUGUUAUAAAUUUAUAAAACAUCACUUGUACCUGCUUCCUGAAUAUAAAUAUUUUGGCAAUCGAAGCAAAAUUACUGUGCUUAUCUACUGAAAAAUAAAUCGUAUAUUGAA
Pararge aegeria (speckled wood butterfly) is the source of this 5688-nucleotide messenger RNA. It is a transcript of the gene Atf3, whose product is annotated as proto-oncogene c-Fos. Gene Ontology annotation, molecular function: RNA polymerase II cis-regulatory region sequence-specific DNA binding; DNA-binding transcription factor activity, RNA polymerase II-specific. The record is from RefSeq and is a predicted model, not a curated record. Gene Ontology annotation, biological process: regulation of transcription by RNA polymerase II. Gene Ontology annotation, cellular component: nucleus. The transcript is spliced from 5 exons. Bases 1 to 1209 code for a protein of 402 amino acids. NCBI's taxonomy places the organism in Eukaryota, Metazoa, Arthropoda, Insecta, Lepidoptera, Nymphalidae.